Messenger RNA from Notechis scutatus (mainland tiger snake), 1056 nucleotides. It is a transcript of the gene ATP6V0D2, whose product is annotated as ATPase H+ transporting V0 subunit d2. Lineage: Eukaryota; Metazoa; Chordata; Lepidosauria; Squamata; Elapidae. Gene Ontology annotation, molecular function: proton-transporting ATPase activity, rotational mechanism. Gene Ontology annotation, biological process: proton transmembrane transport. Gene Ontology annotation, cellular component: proton-transporting V-type ATPase, V0 domain. The record is from RefSeq and is a predicted model, not a curated record.
AUGCCAGGCUACUCAGAAUUUUAUUUCAAUGUGGAUCAUGGUUAUCUAGAAGGACUGGUCCGAGGCUUUAAAGCUGGAAUCUUGAAAGCUUCUGAUUAUGUUAACUUAGUCCAAUGUGAAACCCUGGAAGACCUGAAGUUACACUUACAAACCACAGAUUAUGGAAACUUCUUGUCCAAUGAAACUGAUCCUCUCACUGUCUCUACAAUUGAUGACAAACUAAAAUUCAAACUGCUGACAGAAUUUCAGUAUUUUAGAAAUCACGCCUUUGAACCACUUUCAACUUUUCUAAAUUAUGUUACGUAUAGUUAUAUGAUUGAUAAUGUGAUUCUCCUCAUUACUGGUACAUUGCGCCAAAGACCCAUAGAUGAAUUGGUUCUUAAGUGCCACCCUUUGGGCAACUUCGAGCAAAUGGAAGCUGUCAGCAUUGCUCCAAACCCUGCAGAGCUCUUCAAUGCAAUCUUGGUGGACACACCAUUAGCUGACUUUUUUCAAGAUUGUAUAUCUGAAAAUGACCUGGAUGAAAUGAAUAUUGAACUCAUGCGCAACAAACUGUACAAGUCCUAUCUUGAGGCCUUUUAUGCAUUCUGCAAAAAAGAAGGUGGCACUACAGCAGAUAUAAUGUGUCCUAUUUUAGAGUUUGAAGCUGACCGGCGGGCAUUUAUUAUCACAAUUAAUUCAUUUGGAACAGAACUAAGUAAAGAAGACAGACAGAAACUGUAUCCAACUUGUGGCAGACUGUAUCCAGAAGGCUUAGAUAUGCUUGCCAAGACUGAGGAUUACGAGCAAGUGAAGGGUGUGGCAGAUUACUAUGCUGAAUACAAGGCUUGUUUUGAAAUGGUUGGAAGUGGUACAGGUGACAAAACCUUAGAAGAUGCUUUUUUUGAGCUUGAGGUAAAAAUGAACGUGCUGGCAUUUAACAGUCAAUUUCAUUUUGGAGUUUUUUAUUCCUACGUUAAACUGAAGGAACAAGAAAGUAGAAAUGUUGUGUGGAUUGCUGAAUGCAUUUCUCAAAGGCACAGAACAAAGAUUAACAACUAUAUCCCUAUAUUUUAA